AUGAACGCUGUCCACUGUCUCCCUUUCACCACCGAAUUCCGUGCCGUCAAAGCAAAUACCACUCUUGUCGAACAUGACAUGGCGCGGAGUAAACAUUUGCGUGCUGGAGCCAAUCCCCAUGGCCCUCUUGCUCUCAUGGAAGCUCUUCGUCACGGGCACCCUGGCCAACCAGACCCAAAGGGAGUCCAGCACGUCAGUGUCCUGAAUGCAGGUGUCACUUAUCUCGCGUCCAUUGGGGUUGGCUCACCCGCUACAACUUACAAUCUGCUCAUUGAUACUGGCUCGUCUAACACGUGGAUUUCCGCCGUCGAGAAGCGCUUUACGCCGACCAAGACCACCCAUGACACACGCAAGAAAUUUCAGAUUGGAUACGGCAAGGGUGAUUGCUCUGGCGAGGAAUUCAUUGAUCAAGUAACUCUUGGCCCAAACCUCGUUAUCCCCCAGCAGUCCAUCGGCGUCGCAAACCGAGCCUCCGACAUGAAUGGAAUGGAUGGUAUUCUUGGUAUUGGUCCGACUGGCCUUACUCGUGGUACUACGGCGGACAAGGCACCCGUUCCCACUAUCAUGGACAACCUCGUCAAAGAUGGAACUAUCUCCCAAGAAUGCAUUGGCAUCUACUAUGCCCCGACAACUGCCAGGCCCAACGAGCUUAGCGGGUGCCUUGAUAUCGGCGGUGCUGAUUCGACCAAAUACACCGGUAAACUCGACUACAUGCCGAUUACCAAGCAAUCGCCCGCGUCAAAUUAUUGGGGACUUGAAGAGAGCAUCAUUUACGACGGCGAAGAGAUCAUGGCUCACUGCGCGGGGAUUUCUGACACCGGAACGACGCUUGUGAUGUUACCUUCCCAGUCGUUUUCCCGUUACAUGGAAAAGACUGGUGCAGUGAUGGACGAGACGACUGGGCUCCUCACCGUCACCGACGAGCAGUAUGCCAACAUGAAGAGCAUGAUGUUCAAGAUCAACGGUGUCCAAUACGAACUCACCAAGAAUGCUCAGAUGUGGCCUCGCUCUAUGAAUUCGAUGCUCGGCGGCGACAUGAACAAGAAAUAUCUCGUGUUCGCUAACAUGGGCGACAUUAACAUCGGGGAUGGCCUUUGCUUCAUCAACGGCUAUACGAUGCUUCAGCGUUUUUACUCGGUCUACGACACUACCAACUGCCAGAUCGGCAUGGCUACCACAAAGCAUACGAUGGACGAAACCAACUAG
Messenger RNA from Mycena indigotica, 1206 nucleotides. Its product is annotated as Peptidase A1 domain-containing protein. The record is from RefSeq and is a predicted model, not a curated record. Bases 1 to 1206 code for a protein of 401 amino acids. The transcript has 10 exons. Gene Ontology annotation, biological process: proteolysis. Gene Ontology annotation, molecular function: aspartic-type endopeptidase activity. NCBI's taxonomy places the organism in Eukaryota, Fungi, Basidiomycota, Agaricomycetes, Agaricales, Mycenaceae.